GUCUGUUGCGUCGGUAGCUCGAGUCCCUUCCGUUUGCCGAGAACGAAAGCGCGGCGGCUGAGGCGACCCCAAAUAAACAAUCAUCACAUAAAUACGUAAUCAACAAGCGGCCCCAAAAAAGAGGCUCCUUGGCUGGCAGCCAACGGCAAACCACCCACCAGGCACCACCACCCACUCAGCCACCCAACCACCCACCCAGCCACCGCAGCAUGUAAAGCUCUGUGGGCGGGCGGAGUGGCACAGACGCUUUCGGAGGAGGAGGUGUGAAUGAAGCGAUGUGCAGGCAAAACAUUUUGUAAUAUUGAAGAACAGACAGCGGCAGGAGCAGGAGGACGAGCACCUGUUGCCGACCCGUCCACAAAGGACUGGCCUGGACCGGGCGAUAGUGAGCGGUGAAAGGCCAGGUGAAAGGUGAAAGCAGCAAGCCGAGAGCAGCAGAGCACCGCAGCAAUGGCCGUGAAUGUACUGGACUACGAUCACUUCGCCAUCAGCGCCAUUGUGGUGGGCUCUCUGCAGCUGGUCUUCUUCCUGAUCAACUCCAUCCUCCAGAUGGACAAGCUGACGGACUUUGCCGGCGGCGUUAACUUCAUCAUCAUCUCCCUGCUGACCUUCUUCCUCGGCCAAAUCGAUCGACCAUCGAAGGCCUAUGACAGUCGCCAGCUGAUGGUCACCUUCUUCGUUUGCCUGUGGGGCGCUCGGCUGUCCGGAUACCUGCUGUACCGCAUCAUAAAGCUGGGUCGCGACAAGCAGUUCGAGGAUACCCGCCGUAACAUCAUCCGCUACGCGGUCUUCUGGACCUUCCAGGCCGUGUGGGUGUACAUUGUGUCACUGCCUGUAAUAAUCAUCAACUCACCGCGCCACUCGCAGCCGCGUGCUCCAAAGACCAUGACCACACUGGACUCCACGGGAACGGGUAUGUUCAUCGUGGGUCUGCUGGCGGAGACCUAUGCGGAUCUGCAGAAGUUCUCCUUCCGCCAGGAUCCCGCCAAUCAGGGCAAGUUCUGCAAUGAUGGCCUUUGGAGCGUGUCACGGCAUCCCAACUACUUCGGCGAAGUGGUCAUCUGGUGGGGCAUCUUUGCCAUAUCGCUGAAUGUGAUCAGCGGCCAUGAGUGGGUGGCGAUUGCCUCUCCCAUUUUCACCACGAUGAUCAUCCUCUUUUUGUCCGGGAUUCCUCUGCGGGAACGAAGUGCCGAUGAAAAGUACAAAGACCAGCUGGAGUACCGGAAGUACAAGGCCUCGACCUCGCCGCUGAUCCCAGUGCCUCCCGCCGUCUACGUGGAGGUGCCCAGUGCCCUGAAGUUCAUCCUAUGCUGCGAGUUCCCCAUCUACGACUCGAUGCGGAUCCAGAAGGACCUCAGUCCCUACUCGCUCUCGAUAGCCCGCUCCCACUCGCACAUCUAGCAGUCAGUGGCCCACUCCAGCAGCGCGGCGGCUGGAGUGGGUCAACUGAAUGCCCACUCGGGAGGCCACUCCGGGGGCGGCCACUCGGUGGGCCACUCGCUGCACCGGGGUCAGUGCUAUGGGGCCAAUGGCGGGGAUGCCGAGAGCCACCAGAACUGCGGCGGCAGCUGCCGGAACGUGCACGUCAAGUCGAACCCCUACCAGUGCGAGGCGGGCUACGGCCACUACCCGGUCUGCCACACCGACGACGACACGGACGACGGGAUCAUCUACAUGGACCGCACCCACUUCUACCACGAGCAGGAGCAGCACGCGGCGAAGGCGGUGCCCAGCACCAAGUGCAGCUACCUGGCCGAGGAGGAGCUGGCCUCCGACUACGACGAGGAUGUGCCGGCCAUCGAUCUCAGCAAGGCCACCAGCGUGGAGAGCUUCGGCACCCGGGUGCAGUCGGAGCAGGCCGUGAAUGCCGACGGGCUGCCCGUGACCGUGACCACGAUUUUGUGAUUGCCACUCUAGGAUUGGUUCUCGAACUCAGUGAAGUUGUUCGCAUCGGAUUUUUAUAUUGCAUGUACUAAUGUGUGGAACUCUGUGUAUGUCCUUGAAAUGGUACAUUCCCAGAUAAUCUAAAUAUCCAGAUCUUAGUUUCUUGAAUUUAUUCGUAAUUUUACUAAGAUUAUUUUAAAUUUUCAAGGGGUUAGGUCACAGGAGACAAUGUUUAUUAGGUUUUAAAUGUUUGGGGUGACAUUGCAAAUUUUUAAAAAUAAUGGACAUGGUUCUUGUAGAUAAAAAGACUAACCCCGACUAUUUAGGUUGGACUUAUAAAGGCGAAACCUAAGAUACUACCCAAUGUUUUGAGUACAACUUCGUUCCACCCCUUUGUACAGAAGUAAGGAUGUUUUUUUCUGACAAAUGCCAAAGUACCGAGUGGUAAUGGUACACAGCAUAUCGGAUACCCACAGCUGUCUAACACUCUAGUCUCUAUGCUAUUGUUGCUCAAAUAACUAACGUGCCUCUUAUGUGCUCUGCGCACCCCUAGAUUGUUGCACUCUUACAAAAUUUACGCUAGUCUCCGUUGAACUAUCCUUGCUCUGCGACAACUGUUGCCCCCGAUGAGGAAUGAAGAUGAUAACCUAUAUAUACCUAUAUCUCAACUGCAUAUUUUCGUAUCGUAUCGAACCGCAAACCACGCCCCACCAAAGAAAGGAAAGCGAAUCUGAAGCCAUUUAAACCGAAACAUAUCCCAAGGCAACGCAAACCCAACCAAAGAUUUACACACACAAUAAGUACAAGAAUUGUCGCAGUGAGUUACGCUAGACGUUCGAUAGCCAUUGUUAUUUUAUAUACAGGAAUAUCUACUCGCAGUAGCUGAACAGAGAAAUAUACCCAAUGUAUGUGCGUUACCCAAAGUUCUCGAUAAGUGUACGUGUCUGUGUCUAGUUUGUGUCUCAAAUGUUAAGCAGUAUUACCUAAUGAACGAAUUGUACCUAAUUGAUUAUGCUGAGUAUGGAAACUAAUAAACGAAACUAAAGAAAAAU
Molecule: messenger RNA, 2936 nt
Organism: Drosophila biarmipes
Lineage: Eukaryota; Metazoa; Arthropoda; Insecta; Diptera; Drosophilidae
Exons: 6
Biological process (GO): lipid metabolic process
Cellular component (GO): membrane
Molecular function (GO): oxidoreductase activity, acting on the CH-CH group of donors
Source: RefSeq, a predicted model, not a curated record